CAACCCCCAAACACUAAGUAAACAGUUCCUUUGAUACCCACGAUUAGAUUGAUUUAUGUUGUGCCAUGUGGUCGUAUUACUAGUUCGCACACGAAACUAAAGCGAGUAUACGAAGAUUUAGGUAGCGUUUGGCAGAGCUUUCAAAGCUGAUUCCGGUAGGAGCUCUAUCAAACAGUUCUUCAGAGAGAAGUUAUUCUUCGCUGAUUAUGUGAAGUGAUUCUCUGAAAUGAACUAAGAUGCUGGGAGCUGAAAAAAAGUAGCUUCUCCUAAUUCUGUGAAGUGAUUCCCCAUCCUGAUUUUAAGAGUUUAUGUUAGAGAAUUAAAGAAAAUCACUUUCGGCCACAUAAUCGCUUCUCUCAAAGAAUCAGCUCCUAUAAAGAAUCAGUUUCAGAUGGAACUCUACCAAAUAGAUACUUAUAUUGGACAUUUUUGUUCUCUCAAAGAAUCAGCUCCUAUAAAGAAUCAGUUUUAGAUGGAACUCUACCAAAUAGAUACUUAUAUUGGACAUUUUUGCUUAUAAUAAAGGGCAUGACCGUGUGAUCUUCUAAAAAAUUAUUAAGGCCAGUUUCAAUGGGGAGUUUCAGGACAAUUUCAUGUCAUUAAAUUCAAUGGCAAGGUAAUUAAUAGAGAGAGUUUCAUAAGAGAUGAGUUUCAUCCCAAUGACACUCAUCUGGUACAGUUAACUAGUUCUCAAUCUAGGUAACUGUGUAAUGAAAUUAUGCACUGAGACUGGCCUAAGGUUCUGUGUAGUAAAUAGAACAAGGUCUGUGUAGUAAAUAGAACAAAGCCAUAGGAGUUUUAAUUUAAUAAUUUUUAAUAAGGAAUUUAAGAACUUUUUUAGAAACAGAAGAAAAGGAGGCUCAGUCCGUUGGCCGUUGUCUCGACUCUCGACGCCUCUUUUCCGUUCCCCUCCUCGAUCGAACACCGCGGCGCAAGCGCUUCCACGAUCUACCCGCCAUGGCCGCGCGCGUCCACGUGUCCCUCCCGCCUCUCCUCCUCCUCCUCCUCGUCCUCGCCGCCGCGCUCCCCGCCGGCGCCCUCCGCUUCGACCUGCACUCGGGGCACACCAAGUGCAUCUCCGACGACAUGAAGGUCGGCACCAUGGCCGUCGGCAAGUACCACAUCGUGGCCCCCGACGACGGCACCUCUUCCCUGUCGUCGUCGUCGUCGCAGCAGCAGCAUCAGCAGCUCCCGGACUCGCACCGCAUCUCGCUGCGGGUCACCUCGCCCUACGGCAACAGCCUGCACUACGCCGAGAACGUCCACUCGGGCAACUUCGCCUUCACGGCCUCCGAGGCCGGCGACUACCUCGCCUGCUUCUGGGCGCCCGACCACCGCCCGCCCGUCACCGUCGCGUUCGAGUUCGACUGGCGCAGCGGCGUGUCCGCCAGGGACUGGAGCGCCGUCGCCAAGAAGGGGCAGGUUGAAAUGAUGGAGCUAGAGCUCAGGAAACUGGAGGAUACCAUCAAAUCCAUCCAUGAAGAAAUGUUUUACCUUCGUGAACGGGAAGAAGAAAUGCAGGAAUUGAAUCGGAGAACGAACUCAAGAAUGGCUUGGCUCGGUUUCCUUUCACUCGCCAUCUGCCUAUCAGUGGCAGGGUUGCAGUUGUGGCAUCUGAAGAAUUUCUUCGAGAGAAAGAAGCUUCUAUGAUUUCAUUCUUUUUAUAACCUCGUAGCAUUUAGGCACAUGUUUUGUGUUAACCUCCCUACUAUUUUUAGAGGCCAAAAAAUUUCCUCAAGAGGAACAAAGAUGCUAGUACAGCUGAGAAAUACUGCCUUCUAUUUUCCUAGGCCAAAUGAAAUAGAUGUAAAGUUCAAUGCAGACGUCAGGUUUUGUUUUUCUUUUCUUUUCUUUUACUUUUUUGUUCGUGAACAAUGUUUCUCCCUCAUAAUAAGUUAUUUUUUGGGCUUC
Messenger RNA from Setaria italica (foxtail millet), 1911 nucleotides. Its product is annotated as transmembrane emp24 domain-containing protein p24delta9. Lineage: Eukaryota; Viridiplantae; Streptophyta; Magnoliopsida; Poales; Poaceae. Gene Ontology annotation, biological process: intracellular protein transport; endoplasmic reticulum to Golgi vesicle-mediated transport; Golgi organization. The record is from RefSeq and is a predicted model, not a curated record. Bases 958 to 1650 code for a protein of 230 amino acids. The transcript is spliced from 3 exons. Gene Ontology annotation, cellular component: Golgi apparatus; endoplasmic reticulum; endoplasmic reticulum-Golgi intermediate compartment.